Molecule: messenger RNA, 2390 nt
Organism: Nerophis lumbriciformis (worm pipefish)
Lineage: Eukaryota; Metazoa; Chordata; Actinopteri; Syngnathiformes; Syngnathidae
Product: heterogeneous nuclear ribonucleoprotein Q-like
Molecular function (GO): RNA binding
Source: RefSeq, a predicted model, not a curated record
AAAGAGACCCCGUGCGUUUAAGGCCUGCGACAGACAGACCCAUUUUGUUUGAGCAAACCAAAGAAGGCUACAGUAACGCCGGCAUCUUGGUUAUUACGCUGUUUUCGCGAAGCAAAGCUACCCACGGUUGAUCUACAUCGUGUACUUCUUUUGGAAUUUUUGAGCCAGGGAGUAACCGAGCUGUAAUCUUGCCUGCAGUAUGUCGGUGGACAUGGACUCAGAUCACGUUAACGGCAACGGGACGGAGGAACCAAUGGACACAACAGCAGCGGUCUCACGCUCGGAACACUUUCAGACUUUACUGGAAGCUGGCUUGCAGCAGAAUGUAGCGGAGAAGCUUGACGAACUCUAUAUGGCAGGUCUGGUAGAGCACAGUGACCUUGACGAAAGAGCUCUUGAAGCUUUGAAAGAGUUCACAGAGGAGCGGGCCUUGCAGGUUCUGGUCCAGUUUAAGGAAAGUGAUCUGUCACACGUUCAGAACAAAAGUGCGUAUCUGUGUGGAGUGAUGAAGACUUACAGGCAGAGAGAAAAACAAGGGACAAAAGUUUCAGAUGCCACUAAAGGACCAGAUGAGGUGAAAAUCAAACAUCUCUUGGACAGAACAGACUACACUCUUGAUGUCACAACAGGCCAGCGAAAAUACGGUGGACCCCCGCCUGAGUCGGUGUACACUGGAGCCCAACCCACCGUGGGAACAGAGAUUUUCAUAGGAAAGAUUCCCCGUGAUUUGUUUGAAGAUGAGCUGGUUCCUCUCUUUGAGAAGGCGGGGCCUAUCUGGGACUUGCGACUCAUGAUGGACCCUCUGAGUGGCCUGAACCGAGGUUACGCCUUUGUCACAUUCUGCGCCAAAGAGUCUGCUCAGGAGGCGGUGAAGCUGUGCAAUGAUCACGAGAUCCGACCAGGCAAGCACAUCGGUGUGUGCAUAUCUGUGGCCAACAACAGGCUCUUUGUGGGCUCCAUCCCCAAAAGCAAAACAAAGGAGGAAAUUAUGGAAGAGUUCUCUAAAGUCACAGAGGGCCUCAGUGACGUCAUACUCUACCAUCAGCCUGAUGACAAGAAAAAGAACAGAGGUUUCUGCUUCCUGGAAUAUGAAGACCAUAAAACCGCUGCUCAGGCCCGCCGCCGGCUGAUGAGCGGCAAGGUGAAGGUUUGGGGCAACGCAGUGACCGUGGAGUGGGCGGACCCCAUUGAAGACCCCGAUCCUGAAGUCAUGGCUAAGGUCAAAGUGUUGUUUGUGCGUAACCUGGCUAACGACGUAACUGAAGAAACCUUGGAGAAGAGUUUCAGCCAUUUUGGAAAGCUGGAGCGAGUCAAGAAGCUGAAGGACUACGCCUUCAUUCACUUUGAGGAGCGCCAAGGUGCCGUGAAGGCGCUGGAGGACUUGAACGGCAAAGAGCUGGAAGGAGAACCCAUAGAAAUAGUGUUUGCCAAACCGCCUGACCAGAAAAGGAAGGAGCGAAAAGCUCAGAGACAGGCUGCCAAAACCCAAUUGUAUGACGACUAUUACUACUAUUCUCCCCCAUCCCACAUGACUCCUCUUACUAGAGGGCGGGGCCGAGGCAGUGGCCGGGGCGGCUACUCAUACUCUCAGGACUAUUACGGAUACGAGGACAACUAUGACUACUACGGCUACGACUAUAACAACUACCGUGGUGGCUAUGACGACCCCUACUACGGUUACGAAGACUACCAAUCCCCGGCCCGAGGGCGGGGUGGCAACAGGGGUGCCAGAGGCGGAGCCUCCCUAGGCAGAGGGCGCGGCACAACCGGCCCACCACGAGGCAGAGCCGGCUUCUCCCAGCGCGGCGGAUCUGGACCAGUCCGAGGAGGCCGGGGCGCCAGAGGAGGCUUGCAGCCGCGAGGGCGAGGAGGGGUACGUGGUGCGCGGGGCGGCCGCGGUGGAAAUGUGGGAGGAAAGCGCAAAGCUGAUGGGUACAACCAGCCCGAUUCCAAGCGGCGCCAGACCAAUUAUCAGAACUGGGGCUCCCGACCCAUUGCUCAACAACCGCUCCAAGGUGGUGAUCAUUCUGGUAACUAUUCCGGGUACAAAUCGAUCAACCAGGAAUUUUAUCAGGAUUCUUUUGGGCAGCAGUGGAAGUAAAGAAACUGCGUCUGAUUGAUUGCGACAUUUGCUCUAAAUUGGUGACAUCUGGCAAGAGAUUUUUUUGUAUAUAUUUUAAUGUUCUUUUUUUAAAAUCCAUUUGGCCUCUAGCUUUGUCUGUUUUUAGCUUGCCAUGUUUUAAUUAGCAAAAAAAACAGUCUGCGUGUUUUGUUCCAAAACAAAAGCAGUCAAAAGGACCGUCGUGAUCCUCACGUUUGGCUUUACUUUGUAUUCUUUGCUGUUUGUCUGCUUGAAUAAACAUACACACACUCGUGUACAAAACCUCCAA